Myotis lucifugus (little brown bat) is the source of this 2426-nucleotide messenger RNA. RefSeq names its product exonuclease 1 (gene EXO1). NCBI's taxonomy places the organism in Eukaryota, Metazoa, Chordata, Mammalia, Chiroptera, Vespertilionidae. Gene Ontology annotation, biological process: DNA recombination; mismatch repair. Gene Ontology annotation, molecular function: metal ion binding; DNA binding; 5'-3' DNA exonuclease activity. Gene Ontology annotation, cellular component: nucleus. The transcript is spliced from 13 exons. Bases 9 to 2426 code for a protein of 805 amino acids. The record is from RefSeq and is a predicted model, not a curated record.
UUGGCACGAUGGGGAUACAAGGAUUGCUGCAGUUCAUCAAAGACGCUUCGGAGCCCAUCCACGUGAGGAAGUACAAGGGCCAGGUGGUGGCCGUGGAUACGUAUUGCUGGCUUCACAAAGGUGCUAUCGCUUGUGCUGAAAAACUAGCCAAAGGCGAACCUACCGAUAAGUAUGUAGGAUUUUGCAUGAAAUUUGUAAAUAUGUUACUGUCUCAUGGGAUCAAGCCUAUUCUUGUGUUUGAUGGAUGUACUUUGCCUUCUAAAAAGGAAGUGGAGAAGUCCAGAAGAGAACGACGACAAGCCAACCUCCUUAAGGGCAAGCAGCUUCUUCGCGAGGGGAAGGUCUCGGAGGCCAGAGAAUGCUUCACCCGCUGCGUCAACAUCACACAUGCGAUGGCCCACAACGUCAUUAAAGCUGCUCGGGCUCAGGGGGUCGACUGUCUGGUGGCGCCGUACGAAGCAGACGCACAGCUGGCCUAUCUGAACAAAUCUGGUAUCGUACAGGCCAUCGUCACGGAGGACUCAGAUCUCCUCGCUUUCGGCUGUAAAAAGGUGAUUUUAAAAAUGGACCAGUUUGGAAAUGGACUGGAAAUUGACCAGGCUCGGCUGGGCAUGUGCAGACAGCUCGGGGAUGUGUUCACAGAGGAGAAGUUUCGGUACAUGUGCAUUCUUUCAGGCUGUGACUAUCUCUCCUCACUGCGCGGGAUUGGGUUAGCAAAGGCCUGCAAAGUGCUGAGGCUAGCCAAUAACCCCGACAUCGUAAAGGUUAUCAAGAAACUUGGACAUUACCUCAAGAUGAACAUAACAGUGCCAGAGGACUACAUCAAAGGCUUUAUUCGGGCCAACAACACCUUCCUCUACCAGCUCGUGUUCGAUCCCAUCAGAAGGAAGCUCGUCCCUCUGAAUGACUACGGGGAUGACAUCGACCCCGCAGCGCUGAGCUAUGCCGGGCGGUAUAUUGAUGAUUCGAUAGCUCUUCAAAUAGCACUUGGAAAUAAAGAUAUAAAUACUUUUGAACAGAUUGAUGACUACAGUCCAGACACUGCUACGCCUGCCCUGUCGAGAAGUCGUAGUUGGGAUGACAGUACAUCUCAAAAGCCGUCUAGUGUUCAUAGCAUUUGGCAUAGGAACUACUGCCCUAGACCUGAGCUGGCCCCUGUUCCAGGUGCUACAAGACUGAAGGAGAACCCAAGCACUGCGGGCAGGGAACAGGUGAUCAGCACCAAAGGGCUCAACCUGCCAAGGAAGCUGUCCACUGUGAAACGGCCAAGAAGCGAGGAGCUGUCAGAAGAUGAUCUGUUGAGUCAAUAUUCUCUUUCAUUUACAAAGAAGACCAAGAAAGAUGGCUGUGAAGGUAGUACAUCAUUGAACUCUUCCAAAAUGCUGAUGCCUGACCUGGUGGAUGGAACUACUAUUAAAAAAACCUUAAGCACACCACCUACGACAAGAAAUAAAUUUGUAGCAUUUUUGCAGAGAAAAAAUCAAGAAAGUGGUGCAGUUGUGGUUCCUGGGACCAGAAGCAGGUUUUUUUGCAAUUCUCUGGAUUCUAUGGACUGUGUAUCAAAGAAAGCAAGCCCCCAACCUCUAGAUGAAACUGCUGACACAGAUAAAAAGACCAAUCUCAAUGAAUCAGAUUAUUGUCUGGAAAACAAGAAGCUGGUUGACCUAAAUCAAUCAGAUUGCCUGGAGGGCGAGAAGCUGGUUGAGAGGAAUGGAGCACACACUCCGAGUGCUCAGACUCCAGAUGGUGCAACUGUGAUUGCUGAUGAAGAGUCUCCGUCUUUUAAGACCAUCAGGUUCACAAAGACCAUUUCACCACCCACUCUGGGGACACUGAGAAGCUGUUUUAGCUGGUCUGGAAGCCUUGGCGAUUUUUCAAGAACUCCGAGCCCCUCUCCGAGCACAGCGUUGCACCAGUUCCGGAGGAAGGGGGACUCGCCCAGCUCUCUGCCUGGGAGUACAGUGUCCGAUGUGUCUCAGGUCAAGGGCGAUGAGUCGGGUGAUGAAGCGCAUCCUGUACAUGAACUGAGUUGGUCCUCGCAGUCUCAGGAGAAUGCGGAAUUGUCCCCACACAGCUUAAGUGCAUCAACACUUCCUCAGCCUUCCAGGAAGGACUGCAGUCCAGAGGAAUCUGAUUGCAAUUUUAAGUCACUUGCUAAUCAAGGUAAUCAGAAACCCAAGCUACAUGUAUCUCACUUUUCAAAAAAAGACACGCUUCUAAGAAACAAGGUUCCUGGGCUGUAUAGAUCUAGUUCUCUGGACAGUCUCUCUACAACCAAGAUCAAAGCGCUAGUGCCUGCGAGAGUCAGUGGGCUGAGCAAGAGGCCAGCGAGAGUCCAGAAGAGGAAACAUCACAACGCCGAGAACAAGCCGGGACUGCAGACGAAGAUCAACGAGCUCUGGAAAAACUUUGGAUUUAAAAAGUGA